CUAGCCAGCAGCAGUAUCCUUGCGCCAAUACCAUGUGCCAGGCGCCACCGCCGCCACCUCCGUCAGCGUCUCCGCCGCCUCCACCAUCUGUUCCCUCCUCAUCAACAGAAACAACCUUCAAUCCCUCCUCCACAGCAGCAAAUUUUCUUUUGCUAACCAUCAAAAGAAGUAUUUUUGCUGCCUACAUCAUCUGCCCUUUCCUGAACUCACUUUUCUUGUUCCCUUAAUUUCAAGAACAACAAGCUUCUUCUGAGUUUUUUUCAGCCCACGGCAGCAAACAUUCUUUCCUUGUUUCCUCUCUUCCACCGUUCUUUCUUCCGACAUCGCUUGAUCUUCCGGACAACACCAGUAGUUUUUCUCUGUCCCGGCAGCCUUCCUCUUUUAUUUCCAGCAACAGGUUAGCUGAGGUCCAAGGCUAGCUGUUUUCUUUUCCAGCAACAGGCCACGGCUCCUCUCCUUUUCUCAGCAGCUUUCCUCUAAAGCUCCUCCGGUGACGGACCUUCUUGUUGGAAAAAGAAUUAUGCGAGAAGAAAUGGACUUUACGCGAAAGAGGAAAAUAAGAAAAUAAAUGUUAACACCAUUCAUUUUCAUUUAUUGAAAAGUAAUAUAUUUAUAGUCUUAUUGGAUAACCACUAAUAUCAAAAGCAUUGAAUCUAGACAAUUUUAUUUUUUAUCACGAACACUCAUUCUUAUCAACAAUUGACACUUCAUUUAUUCGGGGACGGAUCCUCUGGUCCGCAAAGGCUGGACCAAUUCAUGGUCCAGCCUUUGCAUUGGUGGGGGGCAAUGCCCCCCACCUGCCACCUUUAACAGGUGGGGGCCCAUUGCCCCUCACCAAUCCCCUUGUCCCGGUCCAGGACAAGGGGACCAGAGGAUCCGGUCCCCAUUUAUUCUAUCUUUGUAUAUAAUAUUCUGUCUCUAUCUUCUAACUUUAUCUAUAUCUCAUGAACAUUCAUUCUUAUCCAUAAUUGUCAUCUCAUCUAUUCUAUAUCUAUCCAUAAUAUUCUAUCUCUAUCUUCUAAUUUUAUCUCUAUCCAAAAAUAAGUUUAAUUUCCAACACUUCUGUCCUUCUCCUUUUCAUGCACCUCUCAAUUCUUUUUUUCUUUCCCUUUUUAUUCUUCUUCCUUUCUUCCAACUUCUUCCUUCAGCUAAACCCUCCUCUCCUACAGAAGUUAGUCGCCCCAUGCUUUUCCUUUUCCACCUACAACAUUUCUUCUCUUUGUUGGGCAAUCUUUCACAAUGAAGAUUGUUUGUCGGAGAUAGAGGAUUUGUUGAAAUUAAAAUUACAAAUUAAAAUCAACUUCAGACUUGAGAUGUCUGUCGUGACCAUAGAUGUUUGCCGUGACUAGAGACGUCUGUUGUGACCAGAGCCAUGACCAGAGAUGUGUGCAGAGAUGUUUGCCGUGUCCAGAACGUGUGCAGAGAUGUAUGCCGUGACCAAAUAUAGAAGAUACCGAGGUCCGCUGUUCAAGCAGUUUCCUUAAAACAGAUUCGUCAUCUCUAGCUGUUUCCCAUGAUACAACGGUAAAUUGCGAUCCCCACCAAGCAUUGAUAAUUGCAGCGAACUAAAAGGUACCUGAAUGCUAUCACGAGUGAAUCUACUGAGCAGAUGUAGGACAGACAAAAAACAGUGGGAGAAUGUAGGUGGAUAGCGAUCACAUUUCAUGCACACAUCGCUCAAGAUCAUAACAUCCUCUUUUAUAGGAGCUCCAACCUUAUUCAACAUUUAAUUGGCCAAUUAAUCGCCAUUUAGUGCCUUUACUCACCUGGAUCAAAAUGCUUAGAGGUUUUAGAUGCACCAUUAACAUCAGUUAAUGCAUCCGUUAUGCACUUGAGUAGAUAAUAAAAUUGGAUUUGAGUAGCAAAAUGUUGGUUCAUUCCCUUGGAUAAAUUUGGCUCUAAUCAAUCCGACAUUCGUCGCGCGUAGGUUGUGCUCGCACAAGAGUCAACUUGGUUCAGUAUAAUCCGGGUCAUAGAUUUGCAUCCUUGCGCACCCAAGCGUGAGAGAAAGUCUCUCCCCAUGCAUUUGUUUACAACUGCAAUGCUUGUGAAACAAUAUAAACCAACCAAUAUACUUUGAAACUCUUAAUGUAGGACUAAAGUCCCAUUCACAAUGUGAAUGGAGCGUCUUUCCUCUCCACUUCUUUUCCAUUCAUGUAUAUCCAAUAAUCCCCCAAAUGGAAAUAGGGUAUGUGAUAACAUUCAACAGUUGAAUCUUGUAUAGGACAAGUAUGUUUUACCCUUUGAACCUUCCCUUGUAAAGAUUUGUUUACUAUAGUAAACACGAUGCCCUUGAACUGGUGUGCCAUCUAUGUAAGCAUUGACAUAUCUCACCCAAGACUCUCCCUGAUACAACUCAGUUCAUUCUUGGCUAUGAACACGCCUAGUUUUAUGAGAAGUUCUAAGAAUUGUGCCUCUAAUUUUCUUCGAAGCGACUCCACUUCUUUUUCACAUGGGUGAUCUCUUAAGAGUAAAGUCAUAUGCUUAACUUCCAUCCUUUCAUUGGGUAGUUUCCCCACUUAGUUGGUAUAGUUAGGUUAUCCUAUUGAACCUAGUUCUUGUGAUUUCCAGCGUACACAGGUUGGGUUUCCUUUAUACCACUAGUUUUUGUCGGCAUUAAGCCUAUCUCUCGUGAUGAGCUUGCAACUAAUUCUCGAUUUAACUCUUUGGUUAGUGGAUCCACUAGGUUAUCUUUUAACUUCACAAGUGAUAACACUCCUUGAGAGUAAUUGUCUAACGGUAUUAUGUCUACGAUGUAUAUGUCUAGACUUACCAUUAUACAUUUGGCUCUGUGCUUAACUAAUUACCGUUUGACUAUCGCAAUGUAUGUAAAUUGACAACAUAUGUUUUGGCCAUUUAGGAACAUCUUCUAAGAUUGUUGUAGUCAUUUAGUCUCUUCACUACAUUUGUCAAGAGCUACAAACUCAGAUUCUACGAUGGAUCUGGUUAUUAUGGUUUGCUUAGAAGAUUUUCACGAAAUAACUACACCUCUCAAAGUUAUCCAAUUCGCAUCGCUGUAUCCUUCGAUCACAGCAGGAUAUAUCGUAUAAUGCAGGUCAUAUACACAAGUAUACAUUAAGUACCUCAAUACUUUUGUUAUCCCUUUCCAGUGCUCAACACCGGGAUUACUUGUGUAUCUACUCAAUUUACUUACUACGUAGGCUAAGUCUGAUUGUAUACAACUCAUUAAGUACAUCAAACUUCCAAUCAUUCGAGAAUACUCUAUCUAAGAGAUAUUUUUUCUUUGAUUCUUCGAUAGAUGUUGACUCAUAUUUAUUGACAUUCGUGCCAACGUAGUAUCAUUUUUGGUGAAUUUCUCAAGAAUCUUAUUCACGUAAUGAGAUUGACUAAGAACAAGUCCUUUUAAGAAUUUUGAUUCCUAUAAUCAUAUCAGCUAGGUCCAUGUCUUUCAUAUCAAAUCUUGAGUUCAACAUAUUUUUAGUGGAUUUAAUUAUCUUAUCAUUACUUCCAAUGAUAAGUAUGUCAUCUACAUAUAGGCACAAAAAGACAUGGUCAUUCUCUGUGGUUUCAUGUAGACACAUUUAUCACAUUCAUUGAUUUUAAAUCCACUUUCCUUCAUGGCAUUAUCAAAUUUUUCAUGUUACUGCUUUGGUGCUUGUUUCAAGUCGUAUAACGACUUCACAAAUCUACAAAUUUUAUUUUUUUUACCCUGGCAUAGAAAAAAACUCUUUAGGUUGCUCUAUAUAGAUUUUCUCUUCUAAAUCCUUAUUUUAAAAGACCGUCUUUACAUCCAUCUGAUUUAUUUCCAGAUUCCAUAGGGCGACGAUAGUCAAUAAUACUCUAAUCAAAGUUAUUCUCAACACUGGAGAAUACGUAUAAAAGUAAUCAAGGUCUUCUCGUUGUUGGUAACCUUUACUUACCAAUCUAGCCUUGUGCUUAUCAAUUGUGAUAUCUGAUUUCAUUUUCUUCUUGAAGAUCCACUUGCAACCUAGUGAUUUAUUUCCCGGAGGAAGAACACAAGUUCCCAAGUGUGAUUUUAUAAGAUAUAAUCUAUCUCAGAUGCAAUUACCUCUUCAAGUGAGGUCUAUUAGAAGACGUUACUGCUUCUUAGUAACUUUGUGACUCACUUUCUAAUAUAAAAGUGAUAAAAUCUGUUUUGUAGGAUUUUUUCACUCGAGCUCUUUUACUUCGUUUAAGCUCAACCUCAAUUUAUCAUCUUCUUCUUCCUCUUGUUUUUCAAAUGUCUAUUUUUUGGAAUUUGGUUCCUCCUGGGUCUUAUACGGAAACACAUGCUCGAUGAACGACACACUUCUCGAUUCGAUUAUUGAGUUCUUGUGUAUAUUCGGAAUUUGUGACUCAUAUAUAAAAAAUUCAAUAUGCACUGCUGUUAUGUGCAUAUCUAAUAAAUAUGCAAUCAACAAUUUUUUAUCUUAUUUUAAUUCUUUCAGAUCAGGCACCAAAACUUUAGCCAAACACCUCCACAUUCAUAAAUAUUUGUAGGACAGUUAUCUUCCAUUCCACAACUCAUAAGGACUUUUAUCUAUUUUCUUUCGGGGCACCAUAUUUAAAAGGUAAUUAGAUUUUAUCAUAACUUCCUCCACAAGAACUCUGGUAGUCCAGAUCUUAAUAGAAGAGCAUUCAUCAUCUCUUUUAGAAUUUAAUUCUUUCGCUAAGCAACUCCAUUUUGUUGAGUUGUAUAAGGAGCGGUUGUUUUGUAUCUAAUCUCAUGUUUAACAUACAACUCAGCGAAUGGUGAAACGUAUUCACCGCCUCUGUCACUUCGAACCACCUUAAUCUUUUUAUUAAGGUGAUUUUCAACCUUAUUCUUAUAGAGAAUAAAUUUCUCUAUACCUUCAUCUUUACUUUUUAGAAAAUACACAUAACAGUAUUUUGUGUUAUCAUCUACAAAAGUGAUGAACUACUUAUUCCCAUUUCCCACCACAUGUCGGUGUACCUUUUGAAUCACACACGUAAUUAGGCCGAGUGGUUCCUUGCUUCUUUCAACAUGUUGAAAGAAUGAUCUUAUUAUUUUCGUGUUAACACAAAUCUCACACUUAUGUUUUGGGUCAAGAUGGAAUGCAGGUAUGCUUUGUAUGUUAAUUAAUCUAUGCAACACAUCGUAGUUUACGUCCUAGUCUACCAUGCUAAAAACACGAAAAUUCAAACAUAUAAAUAGAAGAUUUUCAAUUUUAUUAACCUUAGGCUUAAUAGCCAUUACAUCGAGUUUGAAUAGUCUAUCAGUUACAUAACCCUUUCCUAAAAAUACUUCAUUUUUAGACAAAGCAACUCUGUCCGACUAAAAAACAAUGCGGAAGCAUGCUUACUUAAUAGUGAUCUGGACAUUAGAUUCUUCCUAAUCUACGAAACAUACAUCACAUUGUUGAGUGUUAACUCCUUGCCCGAGGUCAUUUUCAGGACCAUUUUCCUUUAGCCUAUGAUGUCCGAGGUUGCUAAGUUCUCAUGAACAAUUUGUUCUCAUCUUUAAUUUCUUAAAAGUUGCGGAGGAGCUCCUUAUUGCAACAUAUAUGUCUGGUGGCAUCGAUAUUGACCCACCAUUGUCGCAGAUUUAAACCCACCAUGUUCAGUUCAGAGACCCCGGCACAAAGGUCAUCCAUUUCUGCUUGUUUAGGUUGACCUCCGACUUCUUCUUCAACUUUCUGCACUCCGAAGAUUUGACCGACUCGGUCAAAGCACUUCGCAUAGAACUUUUUGCUUAUACCUCCCUAGGUCCCAUCUUAGAAGACUUAGGAUUCUUCCGUUUUGAGUUUUGACCGUGCUUGACCACGUUGGCUUUCACAGGUUAGUAGCCUGAUAGAAUAACUGUCUCUUGGAACUCUUGUUGUCUUUCUCAAUUUGAAGUCUAACAAUGAGUUCUUCCACGUUCAUCUCCUUCGGCUUAUGCUUUAGGUAGUUCUUGAAGUCCUUCCUAUCGGGAUGCAACUUCUCAAUGAUUGCUGCCACCUGAAAGGUUUCACUUAGCAUCAUAUGCCUUCUGCGUGAAUCUCGUGCAGAAUCACCUUAAGCUCCUGGAUUUGGCGAAUCACCAUUUUGGAGUCAAGUAUCUUGUAGUCCAGGAAUCGUCCCACAAUGAAUUUCUGACUCUUGCAUCUUUCAUCUUGUACUUCUUAUUCAAGGACUCUCACAGUGCCUUUGUCAUUCUCUUUAUAUUGUACACAACAUACAACGAGUCGGUAUAGAAUUUGAGGAUGCAAUUUCAGCAAAAGAACUCAGAAUGAGUCCAUGCCUCCACUGCACUGAUGCUUGAUGGCCUCGACAUUAGUAGCAUCCUGAGCAUGCUUGGGAGGUUCCUUGUCAAGAACCAAGCUAGAUUUAGCGUGGUCAGGUAAGAGAGCAUCUUAUGCUGCCAUUGCUUGAAGGUUAACCUAGUGAACUUCUCUGGCCUUUCCCAUUGAAAUAUUUCCAAUGGGGGUGGAGGGAGUCUUCACGUGUUGAGCCUGUUGUAUCUCAACCAUUUUCGUGGCCAUCUCAAUAGAAAAUUUUUUGUUUUAAGACUGUCGGGCAAUCUUUCACAAUGAAGAUUGCUUGUAGGAGAUAGGGGAUUUGCUGAAAUUGAAAUUACAAACUAAAAUUAACUUCCUGUUGAGAUGCCAUGAGUUGAUAAUCUCAGGCUGCCAAGUAGGGAAGGAUAAGUUGCUUGGAAAGAUGGGUGGCCAAGAAGGCUUGGCUGAGACCUGGGUAGAGAUGUCUACCGAGACCAGAGAUGUAUGCCAUGAUCAGAGAUGCCUGCCAUAACUAGAGAUGUCUCGAGACUAGGGAUGUCUACCGUGACCAGAGACCUUUGCAGAGAUGUCUGCCGAGACCAGAGAUGUCUACUGUGACCAGAGAUAUAAGAUACCGAGGUCUGUGGUUCACGCAGUUUCUUUAAAAUAGAUUCAUUGGACAUCUGUUUUCCAAGAUACAACGGUAAACCAUGAUCCCCAUCAAACACUGAUGGUCGCGGCGAACUAAGAGGUACCCGAAUACUAUCAUGAGUGGAUCUGCCGAGUGGAUGCACGACAGAGGAAAAACAGUGGGAGAACGUUGGUGGAUAGAGAUCACUUUUCUUGCAUACACCACUCAAGAUCAUAGCCUCCUCUUUUCUAGCUCCGACCUUAUGCAACAUUUAAAUGGCCAAUUAAUCACCAUUUAACGCCUUUUCUCACCCAGAUCAAAACGCUGGGAGGUUUGGGAUACGCCAUUAACAUCAGUUAAUUCAUCCUUUAUGCAUAGGCCUGUAAACAAGCCAAGUCGAGCCAAGCUUGGGGUGUUCAAGCUUGUUUGAUAAGGUAACCGAGCCGAUCCAAACUGAGCCUAAAAUGAACCAAGCUUUUGAAAUGAUUGUUCAAGCUUGGCUUGGUUUAUUUUUGAUGAGCUUGAGCUUGGUUCGUUUAGAUGUUAUCGAGCUUUCAAUUCAAACUUGGCGUGAGCUUGAUUCCUUUAGAUGUUGUCGAGCUCUCAGUUCAAACUUGUUUGAAACUUUUACUUGUUUAAUUGAUUAUUGAGCUUGAUAAUUCAAACUUUGUUUAUUUUAAAAGUGUUUUUUUUGUUUAUUUAGCAUAUUGAUAAAAGUUUUAUUAAUGAACAUGAUUCACGAAUGUUGUUCUUGAACAUUGUUGACAAACGUUGUUCAAGAACCUUAAUGAGCUGAACACAUACGUGUUCAAACUUGUUUGUUUAGUUUAACGAGUUGCUGAAGCUUGUUUAUUUAAUUGAUCUUGUAUGUAUUGAACAAACAUAAACAAGAUUUUACCAAGCCGAAUACCAAGCUUGUUCACGAACGUUUGGUCCAUUUACAACCCUAGUUAUGCACUUGAGCCGGUAGAAAAAUUGGAUUCGAGUGGCAAAAUGUUGGUUCAUUCACUUGGAUAAAUUUUGUCCAAAUCGAUCCGACAUUUGACGCGUGCAUGUUAUGCUUGCACAUGAGUUAACUUGAUUGAGUGCAAUUCAGGCCCUAGAUUUGCACCCUUGUGCGCACUCAGGGGUGAGAGAAAGCCUCUCUCCAUGCAUUUGUUCACAACUACAAUGCUUGUGAAACAAUAUAAACCAAUCAAUACACCUUAAAACUCUCAAUGUGGGACUAAAAUACAACGGAGCUGUUUUCCUCUCCACUUCUUUUCCAUUCACAUAUAUCCAACACUCUUUUCUUUAAAACUGUAGUAGCAACACCUUGCGGUCCCUUUUCUAGACGUCGACAGCCUUCUACAAAAUGUUGCCCUUUUUCUAGUGAUCACAAACAGUUUUUCUUAAUUUCAGUUUUUUCUCAACAAUAGCAACUCUCCCUCUUAUCGUCCUUCACCGUCCUUUCCCAAUCGAGGAGUAAUGUCGUUCUGCCCCUCCGUCAAGUUUGUCGGGGAGUAAUGACAACAAAAAUAAUGGUCCAAGAUGAGAAUCAUAAAUUAACUGAUUUCAAUCGUCAAAGAUUUGACAUAUUUAACAUUGUAGCCAUAUCAUAAUUAUUAUUAUUUCCAUAACUGUUAAGAUUAUCUAUUAUUGUAUUUGUCAUAUUAGUAUUCAUAUAUUGUCUAGUUAAUCUGUAUAAAUAGGAUUGUUAGCUUACGACAAAUAUCAACAAUGAACCAAUUGUCUUCUCAUUAUUUUUCUCUCUAUUCUUUCUUUCCUAUGUGUUUCUAUGUUUUUAUGUUUCAACACUACCUUGCAAUUACAACUGUAUUUGUUGAUAACCUUUUUUGAUACUAAAUGGUGGAGGACAAUUUCUGCAUAAGAAGAUCUGCAUACCUUUUGAUUGAAGAUUUAGAAAUGUAUGUGGAUGUGACUGUGAAUACAGGCACAGUAUGUCUCAGGUCUCGAGAUUGACCAAUGUUCUCUAAUGCAUAAGAAGAUCUGUUCAAAGUGUCAAGAUAAACUUUGAGAAUAUGGAACAAACAUUGAUUUAGGAAAAUUAGGAUCUGGCAUCCGUCUUUGGGCAAAUAUUAAUCCUAAUCUUCUCCUAUCUGUUUUCCUUCCCGCUCUUCUUUUUGAGAGCUCAUUUUUAUUGGAAGUUCAUCAAAUAAAGAAAUGCAUGAUGCAAAUGCUGCUGCUUGCUGGACCAGGUGUUCUCAUAUCAACCUUUUGCCUUGGGGCAGCUGUGAAGGUUACCUUUCCCUAUGGUUGGGAUUGGAAGACAUCAUUGCUUUUGGGAGGGCUUCUUAGUGCUACUGAUCCUGUUGCUGUUGUCGCAUUACUGAAAGAACUUGGAGCAAGCAAAAAGAUGAAGACAAUAAUUGAAGGAGAAUCCCUUAUGAACGACGGGACUGCAAUUGUUGUAUUCCAGUUAUUCUACCAAAUAGUCAUGGGUCAGAGCUUCAAUGUGGGUGAAAUUAUUGAAUUUAUAUCAAAAGUUUCACUUGAAGCUGUAGCUAUGGGCCUAGCUUUUGGAAUAGCAUCUGUGAUAUGGUUGGGUUUCAUAUUCAAUGACACAGUUAUUGAGAUCACACUGACUCUAGCUGUCAGCUACAUUGCUUUCUUCAUGGCUCAAGAUGGGGCAAAUAUUUCAGGUGUCCUAGCUGUGAUGACUUUAGGAAUGUUUUUUGCAGCUUUUGCUAGAACAGCAUUUAAGAGCGAUAGUCAAAGAAGUUUGCAUCAUUUUUGGGAAAUGGUCACUUACAUUGCAAACACAUUAAUAUUCAUCUUAAGUGGAGUGGUUAUUGCUGAUGCUAUAUUCCACAAUGAAAGCCAUUUUGAAAGGCAUGGGAGUUCGUGGGGCUAUGUAAUGUUGCUCUAUGUUUAUCUUCAACUCUCGCGGAUCAUUGUUGUGGGGUGUUUGUAUCCCUUUUUACAAUACUUUGGCUAUGGUAUUACAUGGAAAGAGUCCAUAAUUCUUAUCUGGUCAGGAUUGAGAGGGACUGUUGCAUUGGCUUUGUCACUUUCUGUUAAACGUAACAGUGACAACUUGAAUCAAACAAUUCUCACACAAGAGUUAGGGAUCCUGUUUCUAUUCUUUACUGGUGGGGUUGUUUUCUUGACAUUAAUUGUGAAUGGAUCAACUGUACAGUUCUUGCUUCAUUGUCUAGGCAUGGAUAAACUGUCGACAGAAAAGAUUCGUGUACUAAACUUUGCAAAGUACGAAAUGCGGAACAAGGCCUUAGAAUCUUUCAGUGAUCUUAGAGAUGAUGAAGAACUUGGUCCUGCUGAUUGGCCCACUAUCAUUAAGCAUAUUACAUGCUUAAAUAACUCAAAUGAAGGUCAAAUACACCCCCAUAAUGUUGGGGAGGGUGAGUCUUACUUGCAGACACUAAAUCUGAGGGACAUUCGUGUGCGUUUUCUGAAUGGUGUUCAGGCUGCUUAUUGGGGAAUGCUUGAUGAGGGAAGAAUAACACAGUUUACAGCAAACCUCUUGAUGCAAUCUGUCGAUGAGGCUAUGGAUUUGGUAGCAAGUGCUCCUCUAUCUGAUUGGAAGGGUUUAAAUUCCAGUGUUCAUUUCCCAAAGUAUUAUAGGUUCCUUCAUAUGAGAAGACUUCCACGGAGGGUGGUCACAUAUUUCACUGUGGAACGGUUGGAGUCUGCAUGCUAUAUAUGUGCAGCAUUUCUUCGUGCCCAUAGUAUAGCCAGGAGGCAACUUCAUGAUUUUCUUGGCGAGAGUGCAAUUGCUACUGCUGUCAUCGAUGAAAGCAAUGAAGAAGGUGAGGAAGCUCUAAAAUUUUUGGAAGAUGUUCGCCUAGCAUUUCCCCAGGUUCUCCGUGUUGUCAAGACAAGACAAGUAACAUAUUCUAUACUGAAACAUCUGAGUGAAUAUGUGAAAAAUCUUGAGCAAGUUGGACUACUGGAAGAAAAGGAGACUUUUUAUCUAUAUGAUGCUCUGCAGACUGACCUAAAAAAGCUUCUAAGAAAUCCACCUAUGGUUAAAAUGCCAAAAAUCAGUGAGCUGUUAAGUUCACAUCCUUUGCUUGGUGCAUUACCCUCUAGUUUCCAUGAGCCUCUUGAAAAUUCAACCAAGGAAACAAUAAAACUACAUGGUGAAAACUUGUAUAAAGAGGGUUUGAAGCCCACUGGAAUAUGGCUCAUAUCAAUUGGAGUGGUUAAGUGGACCAGUAAGAAGUUGGCAAACGAGCAUGCAUUGCAUCCAACCUUCUCACAUGGAACUACUUUGGGAUUAUACGAAGUGCUAAUUGGGAAGCCAUAUAUUUGUGACAUGGUUACUGAUUCUGUUGUCCAUUGUUUUUUCAUUAACUCUGAAAAAAUACUAUCACUGCUAAGAUCAGAUUCCGCUAUUGAAGAUUUUCUUUGGCAGGAAAGUGUUAUAGUUGUUGCUAAAACCAUACUUCCUCAAAUAUUUGAGAAAAUGACAAUGCAAGAAUUGAGGAAUCUUAUUGCUGAAAGAUCGAGUAUGAACAUAUACAUAAGAGGAGUAAUAGAAAUCAGACCAAGGUCUGUUGGUUUUUUAUUAGAUGGAUUUCUAAAGACUCAAGAUUCAACUGAACAGUUGAUAGCAUCCCCAGCUGCAUUACUUCCCCUACACAUGGAACAAAGCUUUAUUGGUUUAGAGUCAUCAGGCAUGAACAAUCUCAGCUUUUGUCAUGCUGCCUCUGGCUACCAGGUAGAAACAAGGGCUAGGGUGAUCUUUUUUGACCUUGCUGUGCCAGAGACUGAGGCUUCUCUUUCAAAGAGAUCCACUUCAUGGAUUUCUCUACCCGGUCAACCUCAAAGAACUCUAAGCAAGGAGCAUGCCGGCUUGCUCAGCUGGCCAGAGAAUUUGUUCAAGGGGAGAGGAGAUCAUCAGAAUCCUAAAGAAUCCGACAAGCAAACAACUAGUUUACCAGCUUAUGGGAGCUUGGCCAAUAUCCCAAGCAGCUAUUGCAGAAAUGACCCGAUGGGCUCAUCAGUGAAUCGUUCAUACAGCUUGUCAUACCCUAGACUUCCAUUGCGAUCGGUGAACGAUACCAGAACUCUUGUGUCUGUUCAAUCAGAAAGCAGUAGUCUCAAAAACAGCCUAGCUCCAGCAGGAUCUGCUAGCAGAUUGGGCACAGACCCUCCAUUACCAAUCAGAAAGGAUGGUGAAGAUAACUCGAGUGACGAAUCAGGAGGUGAGGAAGUCAUUAUCAGGAUUGAUUCCCUCAGUAAUCUAUUCUUCUGCCAGACAUCUGAAACUUCAAACGCUCAAAAUAGGUAAAGUAUACAGGUACUUGCUCCUAAAUAUUGUGUGUAUUAUAUGUUGUUUACACUUCCAAAUACACUCCUUGUAUAUCCUUUAUAAGAAUAAAAUGCACUUCGCUCCUCUCCCUGAA
Zingiber officinale is the source of this 12182-nucleotide messenger RNA. Its product is annotated as sodium/hydrogen exchanger 8-like. Gene Ontology annotation, molecular function: sodium:proton antiporter activity. The record is from RefSeq and is a predicted model, not a curated record. The transcript has 23 exons. NCBI's taxonomy places the organism in Eukaryota, Viridiplantae, Streptophyta, Magnoliopsida, Zingiberales, Zingiberaceae. The coding region runs from base 8981 to 12067 and encodes 1028 amino acids. Gene Ontology annotation, cellular component: membrane; chloroplast envelope. Gene Ontology annotation, biological process: proton transmembrane transport.